CGGAGAUGGAUCCCGUCGCCGACACCGCCGGCGAAGCGCUCGACGAAAAGCGGCAGAGGACGACGACAAGCAUUACGGCGGCUGUGGCGGUGGUGCCGUGGGCGUUCAUUCUGGCGGAAAUCCUGGGCGUCGUGCUCCGCUUCCUGCCCUGCCUCGCCGACCGUGCCGCCGUGCGGUCCGUGUGCCGGCACUGGCGCGCCGCCUCGCAGGGGCACAGCCUGCCGCGGCCGCUCCCACUGCUCGUGCUCCCCAGGUUCAGGUUCUUCAGCUUUUCCACCCAUGGCGCAGUCGUCGCUAUGCGCCGCGGGUGGAUGCCUCAGGAGGUGUCCACUGGCCAUGUUGGCUGCGUGGGAUCUUCCCAAGGGUGGCUUCUUGUGGCGAGACCCUGCGAAGAUGGCACCGAAAGCGAGCGCUUCCUGGUGAACGCGUUCUCCCACGAGAUCGUCUGUCUGCCCCGCCUGCGUGCUCCCUACUGCACCACCUCUGGUGAGCUCCCCUGGAUUGCCAACGAUGACCCCAAGUAUUCAGGGUCACUCGACCACGUGGUGCUCUCUGCUCCGCCUGGCUCGGCAACCAAGUGCAUAGUGGCUGGCUUCUCCUACCGCAGUCCUGCGCCCAGCUUGCCUGGGCUUACGCUGUGGCAGCCUGGGAUGAAGACAUGGUACGUCUAUCAAUCUGACUGGGUUGCCUGGAUGAGUGACCUUGUGUUCCAUCAGGGGAAACUCUACAUGCUCAACAGGUCCUGGUACGCCUUCCAAUCGCCAUUGCUCUUGGCUUUUACACUCGGGGAAGAUGAACAUGGGGUAAAUGUCUCUGGCUUUGAGCGUCCAGUGACUAUGCCGCCGAUCCCCCGGCCUGGCCCUACACUGUGGGCGAGGUGCAACUUGGUGCUAUGGCGUGGCAGCCUGGUGCUGAUCAUAAGAUACGUCGAGGGUUGUGUAUCGCCGUUCCAAACUGAGAAGGUUGAUGUUUUUGCAUUGGACCUCAGCAUAAACCCUUGUGGAGUCACUGAGAUCCACAGCUUCGAUGGUGAUUGUGUCUUUGUCGAUCCAUGCCGCUGCACUUCCUUUCCUGCCGGCUCAUAUGACGGUGUCCAAGGUGACUGUAUCUACUUUAUCGAAAAGUAUCAGAAGGGCGACGACGACGAGCCUAGUUAUAUGACAACUGUGUACAACAUGAGAGAUGGUACGGUGAAGCCCUUCACUGCUGAGUUAUUGUCGGGAUUUUCAGUUACAAUAUGCCUCUAA
Molecule: messenger RNA, 1247 nt
Organism: Sorghum bicolor (sorghum)
Lineage: Eukaryota; Viridiplantae; Streptophyta; Magnoliopsida; Poales; Poaceae
Exons: 3
Coding region: 6-1247 (413 amino acids)
Molecular function (GO): protein binding
Source: RefSeq, a predicted model, not a curated record